UGUUGCCAUGUGAACCAUUUAAUAUUCUAAAAUUGCAUGUUGGAUCAAUAGAUUUGCCUCUCAACUAUACCCAGGCCCCCAGGGCUAAGAUUGGUUAUAAAAUAUGUGGAUUGUAUGAAGAAACAGAUCAGAUCCAACCUUUUAAAACCUCAGAAAACCAAAAACAGAACAGCAGCUAUUCUUGUUUCCAUCAGCUGAUAUGGAGAAAGCAGAGUUGAUUUUCAUCCCUUGGCCACUGAUGGGCCAUUUGGCUCAACUGGUGGAGCUGGCAAAGCUGUUAAUCAGCCGAGACGAGAGAUUUUCCAUCACAGUCCUAAUCUCCAGGCUCCCUGAUUCCCUUGAUCCUGUCACCAAUAAAUUGAUCAGCUCUUUAGUUGAUUCCUGCACCACAGAAGCCCUUCAAUUCUAUCAGCUUCCUCCAACAAAUCCCACCCCCGAAUGGAGUUCCCUCACUCGAGGGUACUUCAUUCAGAAGCAACUCGAUAGCCAGAAACCUCAUGUCAAGGACUUCAUCCAACAGCGCAAAACUGAUCAAUCAAGCAGUUCAAGACUUAUUGGAGUAGUUGUUGACAUGUUCUCCACCAGCAUGAUCGAUGUAGCUGAUGAAUUCGGGAUUCCUAGCUAUGUAUUCUUCACAUCUGGUGCAGCGUUUCUACGCAUCAUGCUCCAUUUUCAGACCCUUGAAGAUGACUACAACCAGGAUGUUUCUGAGUUUUCAAAGUCAGAAACUGCUGUGUCUUUCCCGGGUUUUGCCAAUCCAAUUCCACCAUCAGUCUUGCCUAUGGCUCUAGUGGAGAAACAGCUCUGGUCGCGGCGAUUCCUACCAUGUGCUCGUGGAUACAGAAAGGCCAAGGGAAUCUUGAUCAACACAUUCACUGAACUAGAACCAUAUGCCCUUAAUUCUCUUAAUCUAUUAGAAUCCUCGCCACAAAUCUACCCGGUAGGACCAAUUCUGAACCAGGUACAAUAUGUAUCUCGUGAUGUACAAUCAGGAAUCCUUAAAUGGUUGGAUGAGCAGCCCCCAAAAUCAGUAGUUUACAUCAGCUUUGGCAGCCUGGGAAGCCUACCAAUGGACCAAGUGAAAGAGCUAGCUAAUGGGCUCGAACGCAGUGGUUACAGAUUCUUAUGGUGCCUGCGUCGUCCGCCGCCUAAGAAUACCAUUGUUGAUUUCCCGAGUGAGUAUGGGAAUUAUGAAGAUGUCUUGCCUGAAGGAUUUCUGGAUCGAACGGCAAAUGUUGGAAAAAUUGUCGGUUGGGUUCCACAAUUAGCUGUAUUGUCACAUGCUGCAGUGGGAGGAUUUGUAACACACUGCGGCUGGAAUUCGACACUAGAGAGCAUUUGGUUUGGGGUGCCCCUUGCGACAUGGCCUUUAGAGGGAGAACAACAGUUAAAUGCAUUUCAGUUGGUGAUAGAUUUAAAACAAUCCGUGGGAAUUACAUUGGAUUACUCAUCAAGAAAUCAAAAUCAGCCUCUGGUUACAGCUGAAGAGAUAGAAAGAGGAAUAAGGAAGGUGAUGGAGAGUGAUAGUGAAGUAAGGAAGAAUGUUAAAGAAAUGAGUGAUAAGAGUAGAGAAAGCAUUAAACUCGGAGGUUCUUCACAUGGUUCUCUUGGGAAACUGAUUAGUACGAUGUUGCAUGAUAGUUGUUAAUAAGAACUCAGGUAUGCUGUUUUCCAUAUGUUCUUAAUAUCAUUAACCACCUCUGUUGCAAACAAAUCUUUCUUAUGUUGGUUGCCUCAGUACCAUCAUGAAACUGUUAAAUUUCUAAAUUCAUCAUGACAGAUUUAAGAUUUUGCUUUCCUUUUCUCCAGGAAAA
Molecule: messenger RNA, 1814 nt
Organism: Coffea arabica (coffee)
Lineage: Eukaryota; Viridiplantae; Streptophyta; Magnoliopsida; Gentianales; Rubiaceae
Product: anthocyanidin 3-O-glucosyltransferase 2-like
Molecular function (GO): UDP-glucosyltransferase activity
Source: RefSeq, a predicted model, not a curated record